UCUCCCGGGACAACUAUCACAACUACUAAGGCUUUCUCUCCCUAAGCACCUCUUCUAGUGAUGUUUCUCUCUAGUCUGCAGAGGUGAGGAUGUCCGAUCUGCCGUACAGUCGAUCUCCAGGUCAGCGGUGGGUGUGGGUCCACGUGGAGGCGCCCACGUCAGACGUCCCACUUCACACUACAGGCGACACUGGCCUGUCAAGGAGCACAGCUAAGAGUGUGUGUUUUUCUUCAUCUUUGCCGUAUGGAUGUAACGCGAAGGCUACUGGGCAUCGCCUGGAUAACCUCUUCAACUGGACCAUGACGUACCACCCAGCCUCGAACAUCAUGGAACCCUACGGCGCCCUCGUUCCCAGAGAAAAUGCCACGCUGUCUCGAGAUGGCCUUUCGACCUCUGCCAAGACACGCAGAGGAUUUUUGUUGAUGUCCCUGAGGCCUGCUUUGCUCGACGCGGAGAGCCCUAUCUACGAGGCUUAUAUGGACGCCCUCCAUGGCAGCGACGCCUUUGAGGAUAUCAUGGGCCCGUCAUGGGUUCCCUACGUGGACUGGACCACAGAAGACGCGGAGAAGGACUGGUCUGAGUUCCUGUUGCGACCGAAGUUGGUAGCAUGGAUGUCGUCCCACUGCCAGACUCGUUCACGCAGGGAGGAAUACGUGAGGCAGCUGCAAGAACAUGUGUACGUUCAUGUCUACGGUGCCUGCGGUACUCUCAGCUGCGGCCGGCGAGAGUCCCACCGGAAGGACCGCUGCUGGCAAGACGUCCUGGCCCGGAAGUUCCUGUUCUACCUCGCCUUCGAGAACUCCGUCUGCGACGCCUACGUGACGGAGAAGCUGUGGAAGCCGCUCGUGCACGGCCUGGUGCCCGUGGUGCUCGGGGGCGCCAACUACUCCCACUUCCUGCCGCCCAACUCCUACAUCAACGCCCGCGAGUACCAGCCGCGGGAACUGGCACUCCUCCUGCGGCAGCUCCAGGCCUCCCCUCGAGACUACGCAAGGUUCCACCUCUGGCGCGCCUUCUGGAGGGCCACCCUGAGGCCGCCCCUGUGCGAGCUCUGCCUCAAGAUCCACAAUGACGACGAGGUAUCCACCCUGAGGAACAUCCCCGACUGGUGGCGAGACGUGGGGCGGUGCCACAACCCUGCGGUGCCAACCACGCUCUUGUGAUCUGCUCAACUCUGUUCUUCCGUCCUUCCUGUUUUCCCUUCAUGUGUAAGACACUGAUCGACAGAAUUCCACUUGCCAUCGAUUCUUUUUUCCGUGUAAGAGAAUGAGGAAGUGCGAAUCUGUGAGCCGGAAAUGGCAAGCUCAAGCAAACCCAGGACCCAGCAUUAAAAGGCUAAGUAAACUAACUGUAACAAGUUUGGAGAUGUUUAGAAGGAAGCUGGUGAAGAUUUCAGUUAAUGGGUACCGCUAGGAACUACGAGAAAGAAUGGCGAAUAUUGUUUUUUUAUCACUGUUUCACACGCAUUUUGAGAGGGAAAAACAAAAGAAAUGUACAGGAUGCACUUGUGCUUUUACCUUUUUGUGUGCCUUGUUUUUACGUGUUGGUCAUAUAGUACCGUCAGUAUAUAGUAUAUUUCAAUUGUUCAGUGUUGUAAAUGAAAGCUACAGAUUUGCCAAUAUAUAAUUUUGGAUGUAGUAUGUAUGAACAAUUAACCUAUUCAAUGCAUAUUUACAUGUAUAAAAUGUACUGAUGUAUAAAACCCACAAUCAUAUAUAUCACAGAGAAUAACGAUAAAUUAUUCAUAACGCAUAUGCAUAACAAGUGAUUACAUAACCAGAUACAAGAAAACAGUAAAGUUACAUUAACAUACAUGCAGAACCAAGUUUUAUAUUACUAAUAUCGUUUGCUUUCUUUUAACAUUUCAGCUUCUAC
Penaeus vannamei (Pacific white shrimp) is the source of this 1875-nucleotide messenger RNA. The record is from RefSeq and is a predicted model, not a curated record. Lineage: Eukaryota; Metazoa; Arthropoda; Malacostraca; Decapoda; Penaeidae.